CGUCUAGCGCGUUUGAUUGACAGCGUCAGUGGGCGCUUUUACUAACUUGGUUAAUUUGGGUAACAUCCUUCUUUCUAUUUACAAGUUCACUCACUGGCACCACGAAGUCUUGGUUGACAAAUUAAAUUAAAUUGAUUAAAGAUGUUUCUGGCUAAAAGACUCAUUGGUGGCAUUCUUGAUGUUGUAAGCAAUAUUGAUCCAGCUGCUUUUGUGCCCUCUGACCCACCCGCACCACGAAGGCCACUUGCAUAUGCAGAGCAGAGUGAGAGUGAUGAGGAAAGACAGUUUCGCAAAGUCUUCCAGCAGUUGGCUGGAGAUGACAUGGAGGUGAGCCCCAUCGAACUGAUGAACAUCCUGAAUAGAAUUAUUUCCAAACAUGGUGACUUGAAGACAGAUGGGUUUAGCAUAGAGUCCUGCAGGAGCAUGGUGGCAGUCAUGGAUAGUGACAGCACUGGAAAGCUUGGAUUUCAUGAGUUCAAACACCUCUGGAACAAUAUCAAGAAAUGGCAGGGUGUGUAUAAGACUUAUGACACUGAUGGCUCCGGGGUUAUUGGUGCAGAUGAGCUUCCCAGCGCUUUCAGGGUUGCAGGCUUCCGCCUCAACGACCAGCUGUUCCAGAUGAUCAUCCGGAGAUACAGCGAAGAGAAUGGGGACCUGGACUUUGACAACUACAUUGGCUGUCUUGUGAGACUGGAUGCUAUGUGUCGUGCCUUCAACACCUUAGACAAGGAUAACAAUGGAACCAUCAAGGUCAAUGUUCAAGAGUGGCUCCAGUUGACCAUGUACUCCUGAGCUUAGGACAUGCCUACAGGUGUUUACAAUACCACUCCAUUUCUCUCUACUUCAUGCUGUGUUUUAGACCACUCCAUGGACGCCCUGUGCCAGUCAACCAGUCCCCCAGUGUAUGCAGGUUUCUCUACAUUAUUUGCAACCUACACAAUGUGAAUACAGCUUUUUCAUACAACAAAAGGGGAGUUGUAGACUAACGUGGGAACUAAAAGCUGCACACACAGUGGUUCUAUGGGCUGACAUUGAGAACCUCUGGGCCAUUCGAUGCUGGUCUUGCAUUCAACCAAGAGUAUCUGCUUGUUUUCCUUUUGAAUUGAAGAAAAGACAGCCAUAGCCUGUGUAGAGGUUCUUUCCAAUAGCUCUCAAAUGGUAAUCAUUUACAAGCCAUUUCUGAAAUAGUCUAUAACUGUGACACAUAAUAAUGCCAGCACAAUGUUAGUUUUUAUGUCUAACAAGAAAAAUGUGGUUUGUGCCAUUGCUUCAUGAAACCAACAGAUGCCAUUAAAGGAUUUGGUAACUGUU
This is a messenger RNA of Salvelinus namaycush (lake trout), 1311 nucleotides long. RefSeq names its product calpain small subunit 1-like. The transcript is spliced from 11 exons. The record is from RefSeq and is a predicted model, not a curated record. The coding region runs from base 142 to 792 and encodes 216 amino acids. Lineage: Eukaryota; Metazoa; Chordata; Actinopteri; Salmoniformes; Salmonidae. Gene Ontology annotation, molecular function: calcium ion binding.